Molecule: messenger RNA, 1130 nt
Organism: Symbiodinium pilosum
Lineage: Eukaryota; Dinophyceae; Suessiales; Symbiodiniaceae
Source: the annotation of a GenBank genome assembly
GAUUCACCAUGCCGUCGCCAGCGCUUCCAGCGAUCCGGGACAGGUUUGUCUUGCCAGACUGGGAGACGGGAGUGGUCGCGGCAUCUAUGUCGCUAGGGAUGCUAGCAGCUGUGUGGUUCUGGCCCACCCGAAGCGACGCCUGGGGCCGCACCACGGUGCUGAAGAUGUCGUUGUCCAUCACCGCCCUCUGCUUCCUUCUGCAGGCAGGUCUGCUUCGGAUGGAGUGGUUCCAUGCCUUCCUUUUCAUGCGGCUGCUCACGGGUUGUUUUGCUGGCUGCAAUCCGAUCUUCAAAGCCUACCUGGCCGACGUCGUUCCUCCCUCAGAGCUCCCCCGCUUCAUGGUCUGGCGCGAGGCCUCGGCCACCUUUGCUUUCAUCGUGGGGCCUCUGCUGGGAGGCCUGUUGACCUCACAAAUCGGGAUUGCUGGGCCCUUCGUUGCGACCUUUGUCGCCCACGGUCUUGGCGCUUUGAUGAUCUUCUCAGGAUGUGUGGAGGAGUCUCCGGUUCGGCUUCCUGACAAAGUCGACGAGUCUGAGAGGCAUCAGUCCGAAGACUGGCCGCCACUGGUGAUCAAGGUCUUUAUCAUGUCCUUCUUCUAUGUGGUGAGCCAGACUUGUUUCUCGAUUUUCACUCCACUUCUCCUCCACGACGGUUUCGGCUUCGGCGCCGAGGCUAUUGGGGGCUUCCUAACUGUGGUCAGUUCGGGCGUCCUUGCUUGCCAGUUGCUCUGCUACAAGCCCCUUGAGCGCCGACUGGGCCUUGAGUACACAGGUGCUGUGGGUGCCCUGACCAUCAUGAUGGGUCUCCUGCUCAUGGGCUUGCGAAAUCCCUUCAACCAGCCCUAUCUUCUGUAUCUUGGCGGGGCCUGCUACGCGUUUGGCUCUGCUACCUUCCCUGCCACGGUACCCACGCUCUUGGCCAAGUCUGUAAGCAGAGAUCAGCGUGGGAAGGUAUUGGGCAGGGACUCACUGAUCAACAACAUCGGGAGAGUCGUGACCCCCCUGUGCCUUGCAGUUCUUUAUGGCCAGUCACGUUUCCUGUGCUUUGCAGCCGGGUCUUGUGCAUCACUUAUGGUGAUAUUAAUGCUUCUUUCAAUACGGAGAGAGAAGUUGGAUAAAGCCUCCAACUAA